Molecule: messenger RNA, 1773 nt
Organism: Falco peregrinus (peregrine falcon)
Lineage: Eukaryota; Metazoa; Chordata; Aves; Falconiformes; Falconidae
Gene: WNT3
Product: Wnt family member 3
Exons: 4
Coding region: 88-1155 (355 amino acids)
Biological process (GO): neuron differentiation; multicellular organism development; canonical Wnt signaling pathway
Cellular component (GO): extracellular region
Molecular function (GO): frizzled binding; cytokine activity
Source: RefSeq, a predicted model, not a curated record
CUGGAAGGAGGGGGGAUUCUUCAUUUUCGCACUUGAUGUUUUUCUGAAAACUUCGUUAGGAUUUUCCCCUUGCACCAGCCUGGACUAAUGGAUUACCACCUGCUCGGACUAAUUUUAUCUUUCCUCUUCAAUGGCACAAAGGUCUUAGCUGGUUACCCAAUUUGGUGGUCCCUUGCGCUAGGUCAGCAGUACAGCUCCCUGGGGUCCCAGCCCAUCCUCUGCGGCUCCAUCCCCGGCCUUGUCCCCAAGCAGCUCCGCUUCUGCCGCAACUACAUUGAGAUCAUGCCCAGCGUGGCCGAAGGGGUGAAACUGGGCAUCCAGGAGUGCCAGCACCAGUUCCGGGGCCGCCGCUGGAACUGCACCACCAUCGAUGACAGCCUGGCCAUCUUCGGGCCGGUCCUGGACAAAGCCACGCGAGAAUCUGCCUUCGUCCACGCCAUCGCGUCGGCAGGGGUGGCCUUUGCCGUAACCCGCUCCUGCGCCGAGGGCACGUCCACGAUCUGCGGCUGUGACUCCCAUCACAAAGGACCUCCAGGAGAUGGCUGGAAAUGGGGGGGAUGCAGCGAGGAUGCCGACUUUGGUGUGCUGGUGUCCCGCGAAUUCGCAGAUGCCCGAGAGAACCGGCCGGACGCCCGCUCGGCCAUGAACAGACACAACAAUGAGGCUGGCAGGACGACCAUCCUGGACCACAUGCACCUGAAGUGUAAGUGCCACGGUCUCUCGGGAAGCUGCGAGGUCAAGACCUGCUGGUGGGCCCAGCCCGAUUUUCGGGCCAUUGGUGACUACCUGAAGGAUAAAUACGACAGCGCCUCUGAGAUGGUGGUUGAAAAGCACCGAGAAUCUCGGGGAUGGGUAGAAACUCUUAGGGCCAAGUAUGCUCUUUUCAAGCCGCCAACGGAGCGGGAUCUGGUCUACUAUGAGAACUCCCCCAAUUUUUGUGAGCCAAACCCAGAGACGGGCUCCUUUGGGACCAGGGACAGAACAUGCAAUGUCACCUCCCACGGGAUUGACGGUUGCGAUCUGCUGUGCUGCGGUCGUGGCCACAACACCAGGACUGAGAAGCGGAAGGAGAAGUGUCACUGCAUCUUCCACUGGUGCUGCUAUGUGAGCUGCCAGGAGUGCAUACGUGUCUACGACGUCCACACUUGCAAGUAAACGCAGGUAGGUCUCCAGCUGAUGGGAGGUUGCUCCAGAGUAGGGCCAAGGGGUCCAUCAACCCUGUGACCAGCCCCCACGUGGUGGCCUCACGCUUCAGAGGAUGGCACAAAAAAAUCUGGAUGCCCGUGGCCAGGGAAGACACCCUCACACAGCCAGCACCAGCGCCGCAGAGGCUUCCGGCAUCCCACCCACACACGGCAGCCCGAGGCUGGACCUGGCACGGCAGACACGGCACGUCACUGACCUGCUGACUUCUCUCAGGCUGUUUGGCAUGGCAGGCGGCCUGGGGAGGAGCAGGGAUAGCAGGAGCCCAAGCGAGGCAUGGCACACCGGUCACUGCGCUGCCAGCACAGCACGCACAGAGCUUCGGCUCUGUCCUCCUCCAGAGGUCUGGCCCAUGUAGAUGCUAAUACAGGGGGUUGAGGUGGAAAUCAAUUUUACACAGUGAAAAGUGAGCAAAUACAGGCUCCUCUGCCUGCUGGCAUGGCCAUCCUGGUCCCAGCAGCUGUGGUGAGCAGGAGCCAGCUCCCCACACCAGCCACGUUCCUUCCCUGCUGCUCCAAGGAGAUGAAGUUGGAGAAACAAACCUGUUUGAGCACGCCAACGGAGCCUUAC